UAACAGGUCCCAUCGCGCUGUCCUCUGAAUUGCUCAAACCAAAUUAGAAACUUCGCCAAAUUUUACAGUUCCGUCUUCCUUUUUCCCCUGUUGAAUGUUCAGAACAAUUCAGGUCUAUUGAUUUUGUAAAAUCUUACUGGUGAAGACAGCGAAUUUGUAUGCAUUUCUUCGCGUAUAGAGUUCAGCGCAGUUUAGCUUAAGCUACAGAGAGAUAGGGGAACAAGAUGAUGGUCGAAGAUCUUGGAGUGGAGGCGAAAGAGGCUGCGGUUAGGGAGGUGGCAAAGCUAUUGCCAUUGCCGGAGCUUUUGCAUUCUAUCGCUUCGAUUAAAGCCGAUUAUAUUGCUCGCCAACAGGCGAAUGAUGCACAGCUUAGUACAAUGGUGGUCGAACAGGUUGAACAAGCACAGGCCGGACUAGAAUCACUGAAUUCAUCACAAAAGACUAUAAACCAGCUUCGUGAGAACUUUGUUUCUAUUGAGAAGUUAUGUCAAGAAUGCCAAAAUCUUAUUGAAAAUCAUGAUCAGAUCAAGCUCUUGAGCAAUGCACGGAACAACUUAAACACAACCCUGAAGGAUGUUGAGGGUAUGAUGUCAAUUUCUGUUGAGGCUUCUGAAGCAAGGGACUCUUUGAGUGAUGAUAAGGAACUAAUAAACUCUUAUGAGAGAUUAACUGCACUGGAUGGAAAAAGAAGGUUUGCUUUAGCUGCUGCUGAAUCUCAUAAGGAAGAGGUCGGUAGACUAAGAGAAUAUUUUGAAGAUGUAGAUCAUACAUGGGAGACAUUUGAGACGACGCUAUGGGGUCAUGUUUCAAAUUUCUUUCAAUUAGCUAAAGAGAGCCCCCAAACACUUGUUCGUGCUUUGAGGGUUGUUGAAAUGCAAGAGAUUUUAGAUGAACAACUUGCCGAAGAAGCAGCUGAAGCUGAGGGAGGUGGUGUGAUGGCAUCAGUUGCCAAUCCUCGAAGAACUGCAAAGAAAUCAACAACUACAAUGGCUUCUUCUAGAAAUCUCACUCAGCAGAAACUGAAGGUCCAGGGAAAAGGCUACAAAGACAAAUGCUAUGAGCACAUAAGAAAGUCUGUGGAAGCACGUUUUGAUAAGCUGCUUGCAGAGGUUCAUUAUAUCACAUUUCUUUGCUGCAUAUUCAACUGUUUCACUCUCUUUUCUAUUGUACCGAAUGGGUUUAUAAUCUAUUUUACCUUCAUAAUGCAGGAAGAUCUAAAAGCAGCUAUAGAGGAGGCUAAAACGAUAGGAGAAGAGCUCGGAGAUAUAUAUGAUUACGUGGCUCCUUGCUUUCCCCCAAGAUAUGAAAUUUUCCAGCUCAUGGUGAAUCUUUAUACUGAGAGGUUUAUUCAAUGGCUAAGACUGCUCAGUGACAAAGCUAAUGAAAUGACGAAUAUAGAAAUCUUAAAGGUAACUGGUUGGGUGGUUGAGUACCAGGAGAAUUUGAUUGGCCUAGGUGUGGAUGAAUCCUUAGCUCAAGUUUGUUCGGAGAGUGGCUCUAUGGAUCCACUCAUGAAUGCAUAUGUUGAAAGAAUGCAAGCAACUACAAGGAAAUGGUAUUUGAAUAUACUUGAGGCUGACAAGGUACAAGCACCAAAGAAGACAGAGGAUGGGAAACUUUAUACCCCUGCUGCUGUUGACUUAUUCAGAAUUCUAGGAGAACAAGUGCAAAUAGUUCGGGAAAAUAGCACUGAUGUUAUGUUGUACAGAAUAUCAUUGGCUAUAAUUCAGGUUAUGAUUGAUUUCCAAGGAGCUGAGCGGCAGAGAUUGGAAGAACCUGCUUCUGAAAUCGGUCUAGAACCGUUGUGUGCUAUGAUCAAUAAUAACCUUCGGUGUUAUGAUCUUGCCAUGGAGCUUAGUUCAAGCACCCUUGAAGCUCUUCCACCUAAUUACGCGGAGCAGGUUAAUUUUGAGGACACAUGCAAAGGUUUCCUGGAGGUUGCAAAAGAGGCUGUUCAUCAAACAGUCAGUGUGAUUUUUGAAGAUCCUGGUGUGCAAGAGUUGCUUGUGAAGCUUUAUCAUAAAGAUUGGCUGGAAGGACAGGUCACUGAAUACCUUGUUGCAACUUUUGGUGAUUAUUUUACUGAUGUAAAGAUGUACAUUGAAGAAAGAUCAUUCAGGAGAUUUGUCGAGGCUUGCCUGGAGGAAACCGUGGUGGUCUAUGUUGACCAUCUUCUUACUCAGAAAAAUUAUAUCAAGGAAGAAACAAUUGAAAGGAUGAGGCUCGAUGAAGAGGUUAUCAUGGACUUUUUCAGGGAGUACAUCAGUGUUUCUAAAGUUGAGAACAGGAUAAAAAUACUUGGUGACUUGAGAGAGCUUGCUUCAUCUGAGAGCCCAGAUUCCUUCACACUUGUAUACACCAAUAUUCUAGAUAAUCAUCCAGAUUGUCCUCCUGAAGUUGUUGAGAAAAUAGUGGGGCUUCGUGAAGGUAUUCCCCGUAAAGAUGCAAAAGAGGUUGUUCAAGAAUGCAAAGACAUAUAUGAGCAUUCUCUUGUUGAUGGGAAUCCUCCUAAGGCUGGCUUUGUCUUCCCAAGGGUCAAGUGCUUAUCAGCUUCAAAAGUCUCCUUGUGGCGGAAGCUGACUUAAUUCGGUAGCAAAAGUUUUUUUUUUUUUAAGUUGUGUAGAUAUAGCAUUGUUGAAUUGGUUCCACUUCAUUCUCGUGCCAUCAAUAUCUUUUUACUACAACAUCUCUUUGUUGGCUAGAUGUCAUGUGAACAUAUUGCGUGUAUAUUAACUUGCAUAUGAAUACAGGAAUUUUAGGUUUUUAUUUACGGAUUCGUGAUUGUGGGUGUUGUAAUUUUUCUUUGUUAGAAAUAGAUGAUACUGCGGAUUUUCAAAUUAUUUGUAACUCAUAAUUCUGUUACAAAUAUGAUUAUUCAAUUCAUUUGUUACUCUAUUACUGACUUCGCAAAUUCUGUCUUAUAAGCUGGAUACAGAC
Messenger RNA from Oldenlandia corymbosa var. corymbosa, 2937 nucleotides. NCBI's taxonomy places the organism in Eukaryota, Viridiplantae, Streptophyta, Magnoliopsida, Gentianales, Rubiaceae. The record is from the annotation of a GenBank genome assembly.